AUGAUAUUGACGUUUGCUCAACCCAGCUACGAUGGUCUCCUCGAUAUCACCCACGGAUCCACUGGUGUCACCGUCACCGGCUCCAAAUUGUACGAUCAUUACAAGGGCUCCCUUGUUGGCCACUCCGAUAGCAACGCCUCUGAGGACACAAAGAUCACCGUGACCUACGCCAAUAACUAUUUCUCUAACAUCAACUCGCGCACUCCCUCUUUCCGCUUCGGCCAUGGUCACCUUUUCAACAACGUCUUUGAGAACAACAACGACGGUAUCAACACUCGUGUUGGCGCUGAGCUCCUUGUUGAGAACAAUGUCUGGACCGGUACCAAUAAGAAGCCUCUCUACUCCACCACCGGUGGCUUAGCCGUGGCUCGUGGUAACGACUUCGGAGGAGGAUCCAACACAGCCCCAACGGGUUCCUUCACCUCUGCCCCCUACUCUUACCCCCUCACCUCUACAUCCAGUGUUGUCAGCUCUGUUCGCAGCAGCGCUGGUGCCACCCUCAGCUUGUAA
Pleurotus ostreatus (oyster mushroom) is the source of this 510-nucleotide messenger RNA. RefSeq lists its product as uncharacterized. The coding region runs from base 1 to 510 and encodes 169 amino acids. Gene Ontology annotation, molecular function: pectate lyase activity. The record is from RefSeq and is a predicted model, not a curated record. The transcript is spliced from 3 exons. NCBI's taxonomy places the organism in Eukaryota, Fungi, Basidiomycota, Agaricomycetes, Agaricales, Pleurotaceae.